Manis javanica (Malayan pangolin) is the source of this 1407-nucleotide messenger RNA. The record is from RefSeq and is a predicted model, not a curated record. NCBI's taxonomy places the organism in Eukaryota, Metazoa, Chordata, Mammalia, Pholidota, Manidae.
AUGACGUCUUCUGUGUCUCGGCAGCCAUGCUCCACCAAAGGGGGCUUCAGCUCCAACCCUGCCAGUGCAGGGGGCAGGUCCCCAGCUCGCACCAGCUUCAGCUCGGUGAUGGUGUCCCAGAGCCGUGGCAGUGGUGAGCAAUCCCACUGUGACGCCAGCAUGGGCAGCUUUGGCAGCCGGAGCCUCUAUAACUUGGGAGGCAGCAAGAGCAUUUCGGUCAGCGUGGCUAGAAAGGCCUCAGUGGGGUGGUCCCUGGGGGACCUUGGCCUUGGUGGCAGGGCUUACCCUGGCCUGGGGGCUGGCAGGCAGACAUUUGGGCCCACCUGUCCUCCUGGAGGCAUCCAGGAGGUCACUGUCAACCAGAGCCUGCUGACCCCUCUCAACGUGGAGAUAGACCCGGAGAUCCAGCGGGUGCGCACCCAGGAGCAUGAGCAGAUCAAGACCCUCAACAACAAGUUUGCCUCCUUCAUUGACAAGGUGGGCUCAGGUGGAAGGAGGUACGAGGAUGAAAUUAACAAGCGCACUGCUGCAGAGAACGAAUUUGUGGUGCUCAAGAAGGACGUGGAUGCUGCAUACAUGAACAAAAUGGAUCUACAGGGCAAAGAGGUCUCCUUUACCGAGGAGAUCAAAUUCCUGAGACACCUCUAUGAACUGGAGCUGAGCCAAGUGCAGACCCAUGUGUCUGACACCAGCGUCAUCUUGUCCAUGGACAACAACCGCAACCUGGACCUGGACAGCAUCAUUGCUGAGGUCAAGGCCCAGUACGAGCUGAUUUCCCAGAGAAGCAGGGCUGAGGCUGAAGCCUGGUACCAGACCAAGUACAAGGAGCUGCAGGUGACAGCUGGGAAGCAUAAGGACAAUCUGCGGGACACCAAGAACAAGAUUAAUGAGCUCAACCGCACUGUCCAGAGGCUGCACAGUGAGGUAGAUGCAGUCAACAAGCAGGGCCAGCAGCUGCAGACCGCCAUUGUGGAAGCAGAGCAGCGUGGGGACCUGGCGUUAAAGGAUGCUCAGAAGCAGCUUGGGGACCUGGACAUGGCCUUGCACCAGGCAAAGGAGGACCUGGCCCGGCUGCUGCGUGAUUACCAGGCCCUCAUGAGCGUCAAGCUGGCCCUUGAUGUGGAGAUCGCUGCCUACCGCAAGCUGCUGGAGGGCGAGGAGAGCAGGAUGUCUGGAGAAUGUCCGAGUGCAGUCAGCAUUUCGGUGACUGGCAACUCCACCACUGUGUGCAGAGGCAGUGCAGCUGGCUUUGGGGGUGGCAUCUCUCUGGGUGGGAGUGGGGUUGCUGGCAAGGGUGGAUUCAGCACCCAUGUGGGCUACAGCACCGUCAAGGGAGGGCCUGUCUCUGGGAGUACCUCCACCCUGCGGAAGACCACCACAGUCAAGACGUCCAGCCAGAGGUAUUAG